Molecule: messenger RNA, 2525 nt
Organism: Numida meleagris (helmeted guineafowl)
Lineage: Eukaryota; Metazoa; Chordata; Aves; Galliformes; Numididae
Gene: CNDP1
Product: carnosine dipeptidase 1
Exons: 13
Coding region: 397-2088 (563 amino acids)
Biological process (GO): proteolysis
Cellular component (GO): cytosol
Molecular function (GO): metallodipeptidase activity
Source: RefSeq, a predicted model, not a curated record
CAAGCCUUCCCAGACACCGACCAAACACUUUCUAUCAGCAUUCUUUGUGCAUGAGCAAUGCAUGGGUGGGAAGCCCCAUCUGCUGCUCCCCUCCUUCCCUGAAGUGCAGCACAACAUUGCUGGUACCUAAUCUCUUGUGUGAUUUUUGAGUGUUUGAUGUGCUCUGCUGCUUUAGAGGACUGUGUGACCUCUGUAGCUGUGCUUUGCAACACUAAUAUAUUGCAGAACUGGCAUUUAGCCUCUUGCAAUACCACUAUUUCCAGUGUCAGCAGGAAUGAGGAACUGGACUGUAAUGAUUGCAUCCAGUAUCACAAAGCUUCUCAAGUUUUUACUUCAAAGAAUGACCUCUGUCACAGGCAAUGUGGAAGGAAGUUUGCUUGAGAGAAUAUUUGGAAAAUGGUGCCCAGACUUCAUAUGUUCAGGAUCUCUAUAUUCAGUCUACAACUUCAAGCUCUGUUCUUCACCAAAUUCCUGGAAAGCAUGGCUGAGGCAGUGUUUCAGAGAGUUUUCAAAGCUGCGUUGUCUGCUUCAUCUCUGCAGCAAAAUGGAUCUGUAGUUUUUACAGAUAGUGCCCACCUCAGCCUUGUGCUGCUCUUUAAGGCAGGAAUGUCCUUCUCAUCCCUUUCAGCGCUGGAGACUGAGAUCUUCCACUACAUUGAUGCACAUCAAAGUGACUUCAUUGAGGAUCUCGAGGAAUGGGUGGCUGUGGAAAGCGAUUCUGUGCAACCAGAUCUGAGGACAGAAGUGAUACGAAUGAUGUCAUUGGCAGCAGCCAGGCUUGCAGCUUUGGGAGCCACUGUUAAUUCAGUAAGCCUGGGGUCACAGCAGUUGCUGAAUGGCCAGCACCUUCCACUGCCACCUGUCAUUCUCGGGGAACUUGGCAAGGAUCCCCAAAACCUCACGAUCUGUUUCUAUGGUCACGUGGAUGUGCAGCCUGCCAAAAAGGAAGAUGGCUGGAAAACUGACCCUUACACAUUGACUGAAAUCAAUGGAAAUCUCUAUGGGCGUGGAGCAACAGAUAAUAAAGGACCUGUGUUGGCGUGGAUAAAUGCAGUGGAAACGUUUACAGCUUUGAAAAUAGCUAUGCCAGUAAACUUCAAGUUUGUUAUUGAAGGUAUGGAGGAAGCAGGGUCCUUGGGGCUGGAGAAGCUACUUGAAGAAGAAAAACAGUGCUUUUUCUCAGACGUUGAUUACAUUGUGAUUUCGGACAACCUCUGGCUCAGCAAGAAGAAGCCUGCCCUCAUAUAUGGGACUCGGGGCAAUGCCUGCUUCUCUGUGGAGGUGGAAGGUGGUGACAAGGAUCUUCACUCUGGAACUUUUGGAGGCAUCAUUCACGAGCCGCUGACAGACCUGAUAGCUCUGCUGGGCAGCCUUGUAGAUCCCACAGGUUGUAUUCAGAUCCCUGGAAUCUAUGACACUGUUGCUGCCCUGACAGAUGAGGAGAAGAAAUCGUAUGAAUCCAUCGAAUAUGAUAUAGAGGAACACAAAAAUAAUAGUGGAGUGAAAAAAUUCCUCUACGGCACCAAGGAAGAAAUACUUCUACACCUGUGGCAUUAUCCUUCUCUCUCUAUUCAUGGGAUUGAAGGAGCUUUUCAUGAACCAGGAAUUAAAACAGUAAUUCCAGCUAAAGUCACAGGAAAAUUCUCAAUCCGCCAAGUCCCCUACAUGGAUCUUUCAGUUGUGAAACAACAGGUGGUGGACCAUUUGGAGAAUGUAUUUGCCAAGAGGAACAGUCCAAACAAACUGAAAGUGUCCAUGCCCCUGGGUGCCAUGCCGUGGAUCGCUGAUGUUAAUGAUCCACUAUAUAAAGCAGCAAGAAGGGCAAUAAAAACAGUUUUUGGAGAAGAUCCAGAUUUUAUUCGGGAUGGUUCAACAAUUCCUAUUGCCAGAAUCUUUCAGACUAUAACACAGAAAAGGGUGAUAAUGUUUCCGAUUGGAGCAGCUGAUGAUGGGGAACACUCCCAGAAUGAGAAAAUAAGCAGACACAACUACAUUGAAGGAACAAAAGUGUUUGCAGCCUUUUUCCUGGAGAUAUCAAAGCUACAUGGGCAGUCACAUGAAACUUCCAGCCUGGGGACCAGCAACUGACAGACACUCACAACCAAAUUAUUUAAGCACAUUUUAGCUCUUAUGCGUUGUAACCUCCUGAUCUGGAAAAACAUAUAAAUCACAUGUUGUAUGGGGCUGAAUUUGAGGAAAAAAUAAAUACUAUGCUAUUUUUUUUGUGUGCCACUAAAUGAUACGCAUUUGUUAUUCAGUCAAUAACGUGAACUUAUCCCUGAUGCCAUGAAACAGAGUUACACAUAAUUCAUUCUUACAAAGUAGAAUGUGUUAUAUUUUAAAAUUCAGAGCAAAAGGAAUUUUGACAUUUAUUUUAUUAAAACUACUUUAUUUCUGUUUUAUUAUAUGCCACCUACCUCAUAUUUCAGUUUCUGAAUGCAUGUAAUUCACACCACUUGUUUCCUCCUACCUGUGUACAAAAUCUCACUAUGGACAUUUAUGAAUAAAGAUACACUGUUACGCUA